Messenger RNA from Aspergillus mulundensis, 1299 nucleotides. RefSeq names its product HNH endonuclease signature motif containing protein. Bases 1 to 1299 code for a protein of 432 amino acids. NCBI's taxonomy places the organism in Eukaryota, Fungi, Ascomycota, Eurotiomycetes, Eurotiales, Aspergillaceae. The transcript has a single exon. The record is from RefSeq and is a predicted model, not a curated record.
AUGACCGACACAAGCAUGACCGAUAGAAAAAGAGCCGCAGCACCGAGCCCGAUCCUCCUGGAAGACCAGAACCGCAUGCUCAUGGACGGAAUCCGCGUCGCAAAGAAGCGUAGAGUCGCUCACGGUUCGUUCAAUUCAGACUAUUGGAAAGAGGUUGCGCAAGGCGAAGAGCUGGAGCAGAAGAGGUUCGAAGUACGGCGUGAUAUCUCGCUUCGAGAUUUCACAGGCACGCGUGCAGAGUGGGACAGAACAGAGGAAGGCAAGGCAAUCACAGAGGAGAGAAUGGCCAAAAAGAACCUCGCGAUUCUGUACAGAAGCCGGGCGGAAGAACUGGACGAGGAGAAGUGGGACGAGCAGCGUGGCUUUCGGCCCACAUUCUAUCGGCUCUUUAGUUCGUCCAAGCUCGGAUGGAAUGUCAUGAAUACCGGCGCUGGGAAGCGAAAUCCCCAAGAUCAAUCAAACUUUCGACGAGAGCUCAUUGAAUCAAUGGAUGCUCGGCAUCAGACCGACAAGGAUAGCCUGUGGUGCCCCAUUCUGGGUAAAUGGCUGGAGGAAGAGAUAAUACAGGCUGCACACCUCUUCCCUUAUGCUCACGGCCAGGGCACGAUGGAUGCUAUGUUCGGCACACGAAGACCCUCCGAACUUUUCUCGGCCAAAAAUGGCAUUCUCGUCGCAUCUCGCAUAGAAAAAUACUUCGACGCUGGCAAAUUUGUGAUCAUCCCAGCAACGCGAACCCGUCACCCUACUAUCGAAGCGAUCCGUGCCUGGCUUCGGGGAGAGCCCCGCGAGUACAAAAUCAAAAUUAUCGAUAAGACGUGGGACAGGCUCAAUCAGCGCAUUAGGACUGAGGAUCCGACUACAUGGGCAGACAUUGAUGGGAAGCAGCUGGAAUUCAGGAACAAGUUUAGGCCGGCCGCUCGGUACAUCUAUUUCCAUAAUUGUGCCCAAGUAAUCCGACAUGCAUGGGCAGGAAAUCAUGAUCGUAUAUCUCACGAAGUGCUCGUCGACGAGAUUGGCAAGCCCUUUUGGGGCACACCUGGCAGGUACCUUCCCGAUAACAUGCUCCUGUCUGUGGUGGAAGAGAUGGGCCACGAGUACAAGGAAAUUCUGGGUGGUGUUGGAAUAUCGGCGGUUCCUGGGAAGCAAAUGGUGGAGCUGAUGGGUCGGCGUAUUCACAGAAGGCCUGCUAUUAAGGAUGUGACCUGGAGCGAAAUUAGCGAGGCCGAUCCGGAGCAAAGCUGGAGUGGUGAUGGUUAUGAUGGGCAAGCUGAGGAGGACGACUGCACCAACAUUGAGUAA